Copidosoma floridanum is the source of this 1047-nucleotide messenger RNA. RefSeq names its product ribosomal protein L5 (gene RpL5). Gene Ontology annotation, biological process: translation; ribosomal large subunit assembly. Gene Ontology annotation, cellular component: ribosome; cytosolic large ribosomal subunit. The record is from RefSeq and is a predicted model, not a curated record. Gene Ontology annotation, molecular function: 5S rRNA binding; structural constituent of ribosome. NCBI's taxonomy places the organism in Eukaryota, Metazoa, Arthropoda, Insecta, Hymenoptera, Encyrtidae.
UCCAGCUGAUUCGAGGUUGGUCUUUCAUGUUAAGACAGUAAACCCGGACGGACACCCGUUGCGGCGUCCUCCAACUUUUUAAACAAAAUGGGUUUCGUCAAAGUUGUGAAAAACAAGCAGUACUUCAAGAGGUACCAAGUCAAGUUCAAGAGGCGUCGCGAGGGAAAAACCGAUUACUAUGCCCGUAAACGGCUCAUAAUUCAGGACAAAAACAAAUACAACACUCCCAAGUACAGGCUGAUCGUUCGUAGGUCCAACAAAAAUAUUACCUGCCAGAUUGCUUAUUCCAGAAUUGAGGGAGACAAGAUCGUAGCUGCAGCUUACAGUCAUGAGCUCAAAAGGUAUGGAAUUACCAUUGGUCUCACCAACUAUGCCGCUGCCUACUGCACUGGACUGCUACUUGCCAGAAGGCUCUUGAAGAAAUUGGGUCUUGACCAAUUGUACCCAGGAACAACCGAAGUUACUGGUGAUGAGUUCACGGUUGAGGAGCUUGACAAGGGACCUAGUGCUUUUAAGUGUUACCUGGAUACCGGUCUUAUGCGCACCACUACUGGUUCCCGAGUCUUUGCUGCCAUGAAAGGAGCAGUUGAUGGUGGCCUUAACAUCCCACACAGUGUGAAGAGAUUCCCUGGUUAUGAUACAGAGACCAAAACUUUGAAUGCUGAUGUCCAUCGUCAGCACAUCUUUGGACUGCACGUUGCCAAUUACAUGAGGACUCUCGAAGAGGAGGAUAACGACCAAUUGAAGCGUCAGUUCUCAAGGUUUAUCAAGAAUGGAGUUACUCCUGACAGCAUUGAGUCCAUGUACAAGAAGGCUCACGAACUGAUCCGCGCUAAUCCCGAUCCAGAAAAGAAGGAGAAGAAGGAACCUGUCAAGAAGAAGAGAUGGAACCGUGCCAAGCUGAGCCUCUCUGAACGCAAGAACCGCGUUGAACAGAAAAAAGCACAUUUCUUGAAGAAACUCGAGAGUGCUGAAGCUUAAAUUCCAUUUAUUAUCUGUAAAGUGGAUCCAUCGGUCUGAGAGUAAUAAAAUAUUUAAAAUCGAACA